CCCAACAUACCACCACCUCCAACCCGCCACAACCCGCCAUCUCAGCUCGACGCUCGCCCUCAUAAAUCCACGGCGCAUCGCAUUUCUUACCCUCGACGACCCUCGACGACCUACUCUACAACCAUCCCAUCGCUGGACCAGGUGCACAGCUGCCCUGGUCCCCCUUGACCGACGACACCAUGACCGUCUACUCUUUCCACAUAUUCGACCGCCACACUGAAUGCGUCUACUCUAAAUCCUGGGUCCAGCACCCGCAGAACCCGGACACGCCCGCCAGCGCCGGCGGUGCCCCGGCGACCACCACGACGUCGCACACCUCCUCGGACGAGGCGAAGCUCAUCUUCGGCACCAUCUUUUCCCUGCGCAACAUGGUCCGCAAGCUCGGCGGCGACGACGAUGCCUUCAUCAGCUUCCGCACCGCCCAGUACAAGCUUCACUUCUACGAAACCCCCGCGAACCUGCGCUUCGUUAUCCUCACCGACACCGUGACCCCGAGCAUGCGCAAUGUCCUGCACCAGAUUUACAUCAACUUGUGGGUUGAGUACGUGGUGAAAAAUCCUCUAGCCCCUGUUGAACACAAGGGCGGCGACGGAGUCAAAAACGAGCUCUUUGAGCUGGGUCUAGAUCAAUUCAUUAGGGGACUCAUAUGAGCAUCCUCGGCAACCCACGAGGUGUCGCAGGAAAAUCACCCCCUUUCGCCUUUCGGGGACCGACGGCCCGAAAAACGAAGGAUGCCAGCCCACGAAGGAGCCCGCCAGGAGGAGCCUCUAGUGAGUGACGACGGCAUGACGGGAUCCGGCUCAUCACCUUCUCCGGUUGUGCCAGUCAUUGGUGUCCAAAGCCCUCGAUCGCCCCUCCCCCUUCUCCGGGGCCCUCGGCCUGUCCAGACGACACGCUGGCAUGUGGAACCAACGGCAGCGGGAAAAGAAGACAGCGUCAGGGAGCCGACCUUCCGGCGUCAAGGAGGAGGUUGACGGGGUUGGUCAAAAUAGAGGAAGACACAAAGACAAGAGAUAGCUAUACCCAACGCCGAACUCUCCGGCACCAAUGUUACACGGGAUAUCCCCGAAUUCAC
Messenger RNA from Ilyonectria robusta, 1075 nucleotides. RefSeq names its product Longin-like domain-containing protein. The transcript is spliced from 3 exons. Lineage: Eukaryota; Fungi; Ascomycota; Sordariomycetes; Hypocreales; Nectriaceae. The coding region runs from base 180 to 650 and encodes 156 amino acids. Gene Ontology annotation, biological process: endoplasmic reticulum to Golgi vesicle-mediated transport. The record is from RefSeq and is a predicted model, not a curated record. Gene Ontology annotation, cellular component: TRAPP complex.